Messenger RNA from Nannospalax galili (Upper Galilee mountains blind mole rat), 619 nucleotides. Its product is annotated as glutathione S-transferase theta-3-like. Gene Ontology annotation, cellular component: cytoplasm. Bases 130 to 600 code for a protein of 156 amino acids. The transcript has 3 exons. Lineage: Eukaryota; Metazoa; Chordata; Mammalia; Rodentia; Spalacidae. The record is from RefSeq and is a predicted model, not a curated record. Gene Ontology annotation, molecular function: glutathione transferase activity. Gene Ontology annotation, biological process: glutathione metabolic process.
CUUUAGUCUUGGCAGCACUGACCGCCAGGGACCCUUCCAGCCGGUUCUGCCCGCCCGUUGCCGCUCCUGCCUUUGUGCCCGGAACGUGUUCUCCCACCUCCUAGGUCUGCCACCCCCACAGUCUCCGCCAUGGGUCUGGAACUCUACCUGGACCUGAUAUCCCAGCCCUGCCGUGCGGUCUACAUCUUCGCCAAGAAGAACGGCAUCCCCUUCCAAUUGCACACCGUGGAGCUGUUCAAAGGCCAACACCAUACUGAUGCCUUUGUCAAGAUAAACCCCCUAAAGAAGGUGCCAGCCUUGAAGGAUGGGGACUUCACUUUGGCUGAGAGUGUGGCCAUCCUGCUAUAUUUGAGUCGCAAGUACAAGGCCCCAGACCACUGGUACCCUGAGGACCUACAGGCUCGAGCCCGUGUGGAUGAGUACCUGUCCUGGCAGCACACAACCCUGAGGAGUUGUUGCUCCAGGGCCAUGUGGCAGAAGGUGAGUUAUGAAGGCAAAUGGGCAGGGACACCCCCCCACCCCGCCGAGGAUGUACCAGGAAUGGCACUUUCUGUUAAAAGUAAAAAGUUCCUAGCCAGGCAUGGUGGUAUAUGCCUUUAGUCCCAGCACUCGGGAGGCA